Molecule: messenger RNA, 1086 nt
Organism: Tetrapisispora phaffii CBS 4417
Lineage: Eukaryota; Fungi; Ascomycota; Saccharomycetes; Saccharomycetales; Saccharomycetaceae
Product: 6-phosphogluconolactonase
Exons: 1
Coding region: 1-1086 (361 amino acids)
Biological process (GO): carbohydrate metabolic process; pentose-phosphate shunt
Molecular function (GO): 6-phosphogluconolactonase activity
Source: RefSeq, a predicted model, not a curated record
AUGACUACUAAUGUGCCCAAGGUAUAUGCCUUCCAUGAUUUUUCAGAUGUUGCUAUAGCUGUUGCUGAUUACGUUGUUUACGCUCAAAACCAUGCAUUGACAGUGAAGAAUAAAAAUGAUAGGAAACAUUCAAAUACAAGUUUAAACAGUAUCAAUAGUGCUGUUGCGGCAGAGCCUUCUCAAAACACUAUCCCAUCAACUGCUACUCAUCCAGUUCAUUUGAAGAAAAAUAAAAGCCAUACUCUGCUGAAUCAUGGUGUUCAUGAUCAAACAGGCAAUGCAGCGGCCCCUAUGAAGAAUUAUUCAAAUAUAAACAUAGAGAGAGAGAAAGAAAAGGACAACAGCAGGGACAAUAAAGAGAGUCCUUUGAAUGUCGUUAAAGAGAAAAGAUUUAGAAUUGCCUUGUCAGGUGGUUCUUUAAUACAAGUGUUGCAUGAAGGUCUUUUGAAAAGAGAUGAUGUUCAAUGGGGUAAAUGGGAUAUAUAUUUUGCUGAUGAAAGAUUAGUACCAUUUGAUUCAGAAAAUAGUAACUAUGGUCUUGCAAAAAGGAAGAUUUUCGAUUUGAUUGAUACAAAGAAGUAUGGUAAACCAAAAGUUUACCAUGUUAAUGAAAAAUUAAUUAAAGAUCCUCAAGAAUGUGCUGAUAAUUACGAAAAAAUCCUAAUCAAAGGUUUUGCAGGAAGAGAUUCCGUUAAAUUGCCAAUGUUCGAUUUGUUCUUAUUAGGUUGUGCCCCAGAUGGCCAUAUAGCAUCUCUUUUCCCAAACUUUCAAGAAACUCUACGUGAAAAAUUGGCUUGGGUCGUCCCUGUGGAAGGAGCCCCAAGUGGUCCAUCAAAUAGAAUUUCAUUGACAAUCCCCGUGAUUUGUCAUUCUCACAGAGUAGCAUUUGUUGUGGAAGGUUCAACAAAAGCCCCUGUAUUGAAGACAAUUAUGGAAAGACCAGAAAAAGGUCUACCAAGUAGUAUAGUCAAUGAGGGUGCUGCUGGGCGUGUUUCAUGGUUUGUAGAUAACGAUGCUCUUUCUGAUGUUUUUGUAACAAAAAAAGCAUAUAAAUUUAGAUCUGCUCAAAAAGUAACAGUAGGCUAA